AUGGAAUAUAGAUAAUCAGCACAAUAAUAAAAAACAAAAGAUGCAAAUGAGUUGACUGGUAAACCAUCCAACUAAAUAUGGUUCAGUGAUGAUAAAGGAAGAUACUUUUUAAUCGAUGGUAAUGGUAAAAAAGUAAAAUGUAACAACGGAGGGCAAUUACUUCCCAAAUACAAUCCACAGUUAACAGGCUAUGCUACUUUCAACUAAAGAACAGAUUUUUUAAAUACAAUCACUGUAGAGGAUAAAGAUGCUGAAUCAUAGGAACUUGUCCUUUCUCCUACCUAAAGUCUAAAAUUUUUACAUGAACCUCCAAAGAAUACAUACCUUCCAUCCCUAAAUAAGUUUGAAGGCUAUACAUAAUUUAGAAUGCCUCUAAUGAAAAGACAAGAGCUGAUAGAUUAGAACUCAAAGAAUUAAUAAAAAGAAUAAUCUAAUAAAGUAUAUAAUCUUCCUAGAAAAGCUGGAAAAUCUAAAUAAAGAAAUAUUACGAAAGAUAGAAGUGGAUAAAUGUUUUAAACACUUCCCACAAUUAUUGAUGAUCCAAGAUAAGAAAUUUUCUCUGAGGGAGGCAGGAUUUAAAAUGAGGAUGAGAAUUAUUCAAAGUCACCAAUUGAUCGUGAAGGGAAAUUGUUGAACCGUAAAAAUAUAUCAGGUCUUUAUAAAUCCUAUAAGAACUAAUCAAGCAAGCCUGUAGAUUAUUUCUAGCAAACAAGAUAGUAUUAAUAGACUACUGAAAAUGCUAAUAGAGUUUUGGAAUAGUAUGGAAAUUACUUGUCAUAGUCGAUUUCUGGUAAAUUACGCAGGAAUUUUUAAACAUCACCAUCAGUUGCUACAUUUAAUGAUACUAGAUCGAGCACUGAUUUGAUCAGGGAAUCUGCUUUAAGUGCAUUGAAUGAGAAGUCUUUGGCAAGAGAAAGCUAGAAGAAAAUUGCUGAAAUAUCCUUAAAAAUCAUUAGUCAUUAGGAUAAUCAAUAAGAUAUGAGAUCACCUCCUACAAUUACUUUAAAGAAGAAUUCUAGCUAGCCUGGUAGAAUAAUGAACAGAAGAAAGUCCAAUGAUCCAUUUAGAAGAGAUAAAUCAAAAGAGGAUACUAUUAGUAAAAUUAAUAGAUCCCCUGACUCACGAUUAUAGAUGUCAGGAAGCAUCAACAAUUUUGCUACUCUCUUUUCAUCUCAAAAGAUUCUAGGAGGAUCUCUAAAUAGUCAAUAGUAAAGUUAAGAUAUGACAAUGUAAACAAGCUAAUAAAAUGACAAUCCGGAGCGAUAUUCAUCUCUCAGAUACAAAAACUAUUCAGACCUAAAAACAAUAAAAUAAUUAGGUUAGACUAUUUAGGAUUAUCAGUAAUUAAGAGCAAAGAACAAAGACAAAAUUACUGGUUUUAUGAUCUCUUCACCGAGAUAAGAGUUCGAAAAGGAACUUCAGCAGGAUAAUAUGAGAAUCCUAUUGCAAGAGGACAAUGAAAAUCUUGGCUAAUUUUCUGGAAUGAAUUAAAGAGAAUACAUGGGGAGGUCUAUCUCGCCAAAGAUUAAAUCAGUAUUGGACUUCAACAAUCCAUUUAAUCUAGUCCAGUUACCUGAUACUAAAGAGGACCAUUUACAGAGACUUAGAGAAUUAGCAGAACUUAAAAAAAGCACAACUGGCCUAUUUAAUGAUUCCAUAGAGAGAAUGAGGGAUCCUGGAGAGCAUUGGAAAAUAGACCGUUUGCAAAUAUUAUAUUCGAAUCCACAUGCUUAGAUGAUACUAAAGAAAUAAGAAAAUUUUGAACUUUAGAAAGCAAAAAGAAAAAAGCAGCAAAAAAAGCUCUAAGCUAUGGCCAUAGAGUAGGAUAUCAAAACUGAAGAGCGCAAAAUCUAUAAGAAAUUUGUUAAAUACUGA
Stylonychia lemnae is the source of this 1875-nucleotide messenger RNA. The record is from the annotation of a GenBank genome assembly. Lineage: Eukaryota; Ciliophora; Spirotrichea; Sporadotrichida; Oxytrichidae.